Messenger RNA from Lichtheimia ornata, 1440 nucleotides. RefSeq lists its product as uncharacterized. Gene Ontology annotation, molecular function: transmembrane transporter activity. Gene Ontology annotation, biological process: transmembrane transport. NCBI's taxonomy places the organism in Eukaryota, Fungi, Mucoromycota, Mucoromycetes, Mucorales, Lichtheimiaceae. The coding region runs from base 1 to 1440 and encodes 479 amino acids. Gene Ontology annotation, cellular component: membrane. The record is from RefSeq and is a predicted model, not a curated record. The transcript is spliced from 6 exons.
AUGAGUGAAGAAAAACAGCCCGACGAUAAGAACGAUAUUGAUCAUGCUACUACUACGAUGAUCGCUGAUGAAAAGAAGCUACUUCGAAAGAUACAGCUUUGCACGAUCCCUUUUAUAUGCCUUGUAUUUUUUAUUGAGUACAUUGAUAAAAUAUCGUUUGGCUUGUCCGGUGUGCUUGGCAUACUUGAAGGCACGCAUAUUACACAUGAUCAAUUUGGUCAGCUGGGCACCAUGUUUUAUGUUGGCUUUCUUGUUUUUCAGAUCCCAAACAGCUAUUUGUUACAACGAUUACCUACAUCAAAGUAUUUGGGCACGGUGAUUACUCUUUGGGGAGUUACCUUGGGUUGUAUGGCCCUGGCACGGAAUUAUGCACAAUUAGCCGCCAUGCGCUUCAUUUUGGGAGCGCUCGAGUCCGUGAGCUAUCCUGCUCUCUAUCUGGUGAUUACCACAAUGUAUCGACGCUCCGAACAAGUGACAUUUUUUGGAUUGGGAUACGUAUCAGGUUGCAUUGCCGCCCCAGUGGGAGGAUUGGUAGCUUUUGGUAGCGGCCAACUUUAUGCAUCGCAUCUCUCAAACAUCCCUGGCUGGAAGUGGAACAUGAUCAUUCUCGGCAGCGUCACCGUAGUGCUUGGUGUUUGUAUAUUUACCUUUCUUCCUGAUAAACCCACGUCAAGAUGGCUUCGUCUUCAACCACACGAGUAUCCUAUUGUAGCGGCUCGGACACAUGACAAUGGCGUUGUUGCAAAUAGAAAGCUUCAAUGGUCCCAUGUCAUUGAAUCGAUACAAGAACCACGUUUCUACUGCUAUCUGGCCGCUGUGACAUUGGGUAACGUUCAAAACGGCUGCUUGCAGAUAUUUGCAUCCAUGUUAAUCAAGGAAUUGGGAUUUACUGGUCUUGAUGCCACUCUGCUACAAAUCCCUCUUGGUGUAUUCAAUGGGAUCUUAGUUGUUGUCUUGUCAAAAGUAUCUCGAAGAACAGGCGAGAUCCAUUAUGUCGGCAUUCUCGGCACAACCAUCUCGCUUAUUGGUGCAAUCAUCCUUUGUGCAUUACCCAAUGGCCCAGUAAAGUUACUCGGUGUCUACCUGGGUCCCAAUGUCUUUAUAAAUGUUUUCUCACAAGCUUCCAUCUCCUCCAAUAUAAAAGGAUCAACAAAAAAGAUCCUGUAUACCAGCAUCAACAUUAUAGGAUAUGGCUUGGGCCAUCUCUUGGGUCCGCUCAUGAUGGUGGAGAGCCAGCAACCACGCUAUAUUUUGCCGCUCAUAGGUUACAUCAUCGCCGACAUUAUAAGCAUUGCAUUGGUCUGGUACUUACGGUGGUCCUUUAAACAAGAAAAUAGAAAGAGAGAAACGAUGCAAGGCGCAUGGACGCCUUCAUCAUCCGAUAAUGAAGAGCAAGAUUUAACAGAUAAACAAGAUCUUUACUUUAGAUACAAGCUAUAA